This is a messenger RNA of Nicotiana attenuata, 780 nucleotides long. Its product is annotated as DNA-directed RNA polymerase II subunit 4-like. The transcript has 6 exons. Gene Ontology annotation, biological process: mRNA export from nucleus in response to heat stress; transcription initiation at RNA polymerase II promoter; positive regulation of translational initiation. NCBI's taxonomy places the organism in Eukaryota, Viridiplantae, Streptophyta, Magnoliopsida, Solanales, Solanaceae. Gene Ontology annotation, cellular component: RNA polymerase II, core complex; P-body. Gene Ontology annotation, molecular function: translation initiation factor binding; nucleotide binding. The record is from RefSeq and is a predicted model, not a curated record. Bases 59 to 475 code for a protein of 138 amino acids.
UUUUGCCUUUUAAAAGUAGACUAGCUCCUUUGAUUAGCUAGGUGAUCUUGUCUGAAAGAUGUCAGGGGAAGAAGAAGAAAAUGCCGCUGAGCUCAAAAUCGGUGAUGAGUUUUUGAAGGCCAAAUGUCUAAUGAAUUGUGAAGUCGCGUUGAUUCUUGAACACAAGUACGAGCAGCUUCAACAGAUGUCUGAAGAUCCAACAAAUCAGAUUUCGCAGGUAUUUGAAAAGUCACUGCAAUAUGUGAAGCGUUUCAGUCGGUACAAGAACCCUGAUGCUGUUAGACAAGCUCGAGAGAUCCUUAGUAGGUAUCCACUUGCUGAAUUCGAGCUCUGUGUUCUGGGGAAUCUUUGCCCAGAGACUGUUGAGGAAGGUAUUGCCAUGGUCCCAUCCAUCAAGAAUAGGGGACGCGCACUUGACGAGGAAGCAAUCGAGAAAAUGCUAACUGACCUCUCUCUAAUUAAGAAAUUUGAGUAGUCUCAUUAUUCAGAUUGUCUUGCUAUCCUGAUGCAGUCUGCUUCCAGUACCUAUGUAGCUUCUAUGUCUCUGUACUUUUGGUGACCAGCCGUGUAAUGCAAAAUGAUGUUCUGGCAUUCUGUUGAAAACUUUAUUAGCUGACUGACGAAAAGAGAAAAGACCAAACGACUCUGUUCUCCCUGGACAUUUUAUUGUUUUGGAGGCUGGUUUUAGAAUAAUCCUUUGGUUUCAGAGACCAACUCGUUGUUAUUUACAAUAAACUAUACAAGUUUCGCUGUUUUUGCUUUUGUGUGACACAUAUUAAA